Molecule: messenger RNA, 2094 nt
Organism: Cyprinus carpio (common carp)
Lineage: Eukaryota; Metazoa; Chordata; Actinopteri; Cypriniformes; Cyprinidae
Product: syndetin-like
Exons: 20
Coding region: 211-2076 (621 amino acids)
Biological process (GO): endocytic recycling; retrograde transport, endosome to Golgi
Cellular component (GO): EARP complex
Molecular function (GO): SNARE binding
Source: RefSeq, a predicted model, not a curated record
UGCUGGUUUCUUGCACUAAACCGAAAGGAGUAUGUUAGUAUGCUAUUCAGAGGAACUACAUAUCCCAUGCUGCACCAGCCACCUGUCACGUGAGUCCAACAGUGAAACAUGGCACCUGUCUAGCACUGCAAGAACGGAAUCACCGUUUGACAGAAAAAGACCAUAGCAGGAUACAUCGCGUUUACUGCUUAGUGUUUUUUCAGUUCUACGAUGCAGAAAAUCAAGUCUUUGAUGGCCCGUCAGGGUCUGAAGAGUCCCCAGGAGAGUGUGGUUGACAUGAGCCCUGUGGAGAGCUUCAGGACCCCCAGCAAGGAGGAGCUGAGGGAAUUGAGAGAACAACCCACUGAUCCACAGGAAGAACAGGAAAUCAUUGAUAGAAUAGAGGAAGUGUACUUCUCCAGUGACUCCUUCGACAUGGUGCAAUAUGAGCUUGAGAAACUCCCUCCGGAUUUGAACCUUCUUGAGCUUGAGGAGUACAGAGAUAAGCUGAAGAGACAACAAGCAGCCGUGUCUAAAAGAGUGGCGGACCUCAUUUUGGAGAAACAGCCUUCCUAUGUUAAGGAGCUCGAGAGAGUGACGUCUCUGCAGACCAACUUGCAGCUGGCUGCAGUCAUCUGCACUAAUGCACGAAGGCAGCUUCAUUCUGCCAAAGAAGGCUUCACUGAAGCCAGUCUGGGGCUGUUAGCCAAUCAGAGACGACGUCAGCUGUUGACAGGAUUGUUGAAGUCUUUGAGGACCAUAAAGACUCUGCAAAGAACUGAUGUUCGACUGAGUGAAAUGCUGGAGGAGGAGGACUAUCCAGGCGCCAUCCAGCUGUGCUUAGAAUGCCAGAAGGCUGCCAGCACUUUCAAACACUACAACUGUAUAAGCGAGUUGAAUUCCAAACUGCAAGACACUCUGGAGCAGAUCGAGGAACAACUAGAUGUGGCGCUGUCCAAAACCUGCAAGCACUUUGAUGUUUCUCACUACACCAAAGUUCAACUGGCAUAUAAGCUGCUGGGCAAGACACAGACGGCCAUGGAUCAACUGCACAUGCACUUCACCCAGGCCAUCCACAACACUGUCUUCCAGGUGGUGCUGGGAUACGUAGAGUUGUGCGCCGGCAACGCCGACACCAAGUUUCAGAAGAUGCAGUACAAGGACCUUUGCACGCACAUAACCGCAGACAGCUACAUCCCCUGCUUGACCGACCUCUGCAAGGCAUUGUGGGAGGUGAUGCUCAGUUACCAUCUAACCAUGCAGUGGCACGAUGAGCACUACAAAGAAGAAGAGGCGACUCCUGGAGCAGAUGAUUCCAGCGCAGAGGGCUCAGACGAAUCCACCGUGGACCGCAGCUAUGUGAAAAAGAAGCUGGAACAUGGCUUAACGCGGAUCUGGCAGGAUGUCCAAUUGAAAGUGAAAGCCUAUUUGCUGGGAACAGACGUGUCCAACUUCAAGUACGACGACUUCAUUGUGGUUCUGGAUGUUAUCAGCAGGUUGAUGCAGGUGGGAGAGGAAUUCUGUGGCAGCAAGUCUGAGGUGUUGCAAGAGUCCAUUAGGAGACAGAGUGUAAACUACUUUAAGAACUAUCACAGAACCCGCCUGGAGGAGCUGCGAAUGUUUCUUGAAAAUGAAACAUGGGAGUUGUGCCCUGUGAAGUACAACUUCAGUAUUGCCCAGCUUCACGAGUUCAAGUUCAUGGGUCAGUGUCGUUCUCCUUCAGUAUCUCCCAGCAGGCAGCCGGAAUCCACAGAGACGGUGGAGCUUUCUCUCUUUGAGCAGUACCUACAGGGAGGAAAUCCUUUUGAGAUGCAGAUCGACAAUAAGGAAGAGGAGACAGAAGAUGUCCUGGCUUCUAAUGGGUAUGAGUCAGAUGAGCUGGAGAAGAGUGUGUAUCAGGACUAUGACAGUGACAGUGAUGUACCUGAGGAGCUGAAACAAGACUAUGUUGAUGAACAGACAGGAGAUGCUCCAGUGAAGAGCGUGUCCAGAGAGACACUUCGCAGCCGGAAGAGGUCCGACUACAAUCUGAACCGAGCCAAUGCCCCCAUCCUUACCAACACCACCCUCAACGUGAUUCGCCUGGUUGGUGAGUAAUUGACCUUUGAGCUUACA